CCAGGAUGACCAUUACGCCGAAUCUGGAUCUGAAUAUGACGAUACCCACUACGAAGAUGAAUAUGAUGAUCUCCACUACUACGAGGAGGAUGUGGGCUUGCCUUCUAAUAACAAUACCUUACAAAGCAGCAACAACAAUGCUGAUAGAAUGCUACUGUGUCUUUCCUGCCAUGAGAUGAUAGCAGUGAAAGACUUGGCAGAAGCACCUUGCCGCCACACGUAUUGUCGUGGCUGUCUAGAGCGAAUAUUCCGCCACGCCAUGACUGACGAAGCCUUCUUUCCUCCACGCUGCUGCCGCCAACCGAUUCCUGUCGAUCCCAACCAGCUUUUCCUCCCCGUGGAUUUGGUCUGGGAUUUCCGAGAGAAAGAAGUCGAGUUUUCGACACCGAACAGAACGUACUGCCACCAAUCAACCUGCUCUGCCUUUAUCAAGCAUGACGCGUAUGUCGGCAACGUUGCAACAUGCAGCAAGUGUCAGUCUACGACAUGCGUUACCUGCAAGGGCCCGUCUCACGAUGGCAACUGUCCUCCCAACGAAGGUCUCCAGGAAGUUCUCCAAUUAGCCCGAGAUGAAGGAUGGCAACGAUGCCCCAACUGCCUAUCGAUGAUUGAACUGAACGCUGGUUGUAACCAUAUAAUGUGAGUGUUCCUAGCGAUACCUUGAAGAAGCCCGAGCUAAUCAGCUAAUUACGUCUUAGUUGCCGUUGCGGUACUGAGUUCUGCUACCUCUGUAGCCGGCCCUGGAAGACAUGCGGCUGCGCCCAGUGGGAUAACGGCCGUUUAUAUGCACAAGCAAGAAUAAUUCAAGACAGAAGGGAAUUUGCUUACGAGGGAGGCCACAAUGAUCAGAGAGAGGUUGGUGCAGCCGCAGGCUUUGGCCUAGUUGGUCUAAAUGACAACGAUGAUGACAGACAACGGAGAUUUCGAGAGCUUGUCGAUAAUCUGAUGGAGAACCACCAGUGUGAUCACACAUCUUGGAGAACUGUAGACACAGGUAGCAACUGUGAUAUAUGUGACCAUCUUAUGGGACUCGUCGGAUUCCAAUGUGACCUAUGCAGACUUCAGGCCUGUGAAGGAUGUCGAUAUUUCCG
Messenger RNA from Daldinia decipiens, 1091 nucleotides. RefSeq lists its product as uncharacterized. The transcript has a single exon. Gene Ontology annotation, cellular component: cytoplasm; ubiquitin ligase complex. NCBI's taxonomy places the organism in Eukaryota, Fungi, Ascomycota, Sordariomycetes, Xylariales, Hypoxylaceae. Bases 149 to 643 code for a protein of 164 amino acids. Gene Ontology annotation, molecular function: ubiquitin protein ligase activity; ubiquitin conjugating enzyme binding; zinc ion binding. The record is from RefSeq and is a predicted model, not a curated record. Gene Ontology annotation, biological process: protein polyubiquitination; positive regulation of proteasomal ubiquitin-dependent protein catabolic process; ubiquitin-dependent protein catabolic process.